GAGGUCGCCGAGAGCUGGGAGGAGGCGGCCGACAGCGGGGAAAUAGACAGACGGUUGGAAAAGAAGCUGAAGAUCACGCAGAAGGAAAGAGCCGGGUCUUCCAGACUGGAUGUAGCUACAGCUAUGGGGAAGCCAUUUAAGAAAAAGACACUGAAAGGAAGAAAUGGUAGAAAGUCAAAAUCUCCUCCUAAAGUGCCGAUCGUGAUUCAGGACGACAGCCUUCCUGCAGGUCCUCCCCCGCAGAUCCGCAUCUUGAAGAGGCCGACGACCAACGGCGUCCUUAGCAAUCCCAACUCCGCCACCAGACCGGCCUUCCCCGUGAAAUCCCUGGCGCAGAGGGAGGCGGAAUACGCGGAAGCCAGGAAACGAAUAUUGGGCAGCGCGAGCCCCGAAGAAGAGCAGGAGAAACCCAUCCUAGAUAGGCCGCCGAGGAUCUCCCAGCCGGAAGAUACCAGGCAGCCCAAUAAUGUGAUUAGGCAACCCCUGGGUCCCGAUGGCUCACAAGGCUUCAAACAACGCAGAUAAACGCGGGCGAGAGAUGCCGCUGCGGAAGGCAGGGUCCGCCGCCACGGGUCGCACUGCCGUGACGGACAAACGGACUUGAGCAAAGGGAACUACCUGAUUUAUUUGCACUGUGAUCCCCUUUGCUCUGCCCACUGUGACCUUCAACCCCACGCACUGUGACCUCCCCUCUCCACCCACUGUGACCGGCAAACCGAGAAGGGCUGUCCCCGAGUCCGCUGUAAAAGGAAAGGGGACAACGAGGUGG
This is a messenger RNA of Gymnogyps californianus (California condor), 769 nucleotides long. RefSeq names its product SUZ RNA binding domain containing 1 (gene SZRD1). The record is from RefSeq and is a predicted model, not a curated record. NCBI's taxonomy places the organism in Eukaryota, Metazoa, Chordata, Aves, Accipitriformes, Cathartidae. Bases 124 to 525 code for a protein of 133 amino acids. The transcript is spliced from 5 exons.